Messenger RNA from Anopheles marshallii, 2061 nucleotides. Its product is annotated as probable ATP-dependent RNA helicase DHX35. The record is from RefSeq and is a predicted model, not a curated record. Lineage: Eukaryota; Metazoa; Arthropoda; Insecta; Diptera; Culicidae. The transcript has 4 exons. Gene Ontology annotation, molecular function: RNA binding; ATP hydrolysis activity. Gene Ontology annotation, cellular component: intracellular anatomical structure; catalytic step 2 spliceosome. Bases 1 to 2061 code for a protein of 686 amino acids.
AUGAGUGCGAGCCGCUUUCCAAAAUUCCUCAAACCGGAUGACGAAUCGUUUGCAUCGGAACGCGACGCGGCACCAGCGGAUGAUCACGUAACGUCGUUCGUCUUCAACGCCCACCAGUCGCUUAAUCUUGCAGCGCAGCGCGAACGUCUACCGAUACGUCAGUACCGUGACCAGAUUCUGUACUGUCUCGAGCACUAUCAAACGCUCGUGUUGGUCGGUGAAACCGGAUCCGGCAAAAGCACACAAGUACCGCAGUAUCUGUACGAGUUUGGAUGGCACACGAAGGGAUUGAUCGGUAUUACCGAACCCCGCCGCAUAUCGGCCAUUACGCUCGCCGACCGUGUCGCCACGGAACGGGGUGAACUGUGCGGCGAGUCGGUAGGUGUGUCCAUCCGCUUCAUCUCAAAAUGUGAUCCCGAGCAGACGAAAAUCAAGUACAUGACUGAAGGUAUUCUGUUGCGUGAGAUGUUGGCCGAUCCGUUGCUGACGCAGUACGCCGUCAUCAUGGUAGACGAAGCGCACGAACGGAGCACGCUAACCGAUACCGCCCUGGGACUGCUCAAAAAGAUUGCCCGGAAGCGUUCCGGUCUGAAGAUCAUCAUUUCAUCGGCCACCGUAGAUGCGGAGUUGUUUCGAGAUUUCUUUAACCUCAAGCCGAAAGCGGGUAAAGAUACAGCCGUGAUACUUACGGUGGAGGGCCGUAUGUAUCCGCAGGACAUUUUCUACCUGCAGGAACCGUGUCCGGAUUAUGUGAAGGAAACGGUUAGCACGGUCAUGAAAAUUCAUCGUACCGAACCGAAGGGUGACGUGUUGGCGUUUCUUACCGGUCAGGAGGAGGUACUGCGUGCGGUAGACUUACUGAAGGAGCAUCUAGAGAUGGGUGGCAAGGAAGACAUGCAGAUACUGCCUAUGUACGGAACGCUGCCAAACGCAGAUCAGCUGAAGGUGUUCUUUACCGCACCGAAGGGUGUCCGGAAAAUUGUACUGGCCACGAAUAUCGCGGAAACGUCCGUUACUAUCCCGGGGAUUGUGUAUGUUAUCGACUGUGGAUACGUGAAGCUGAAAUGGUAUUCGGCAGAUAGCACCACGGACAGUUUGGUUGUGGUACCAGUAAGCAAAGCGGCCGCAGAACAGCGCGCUGGACGAGCCGGACGUAUCCGGAGCGGAAAGGUGUACCGCCUGUACACGGAGGACGCGUGGGAAAAACUACCAGACCAUACACCUCCCGAAAUGCGUCGGUCGGAUCUAUGCAGCACGGUGUUGUUCUUGAAAGCGCUCGGUAUAGACAAUAUUCUGCGCUUUACAUUUCCUUCAGCGCCACCUGCGAAGAAUUUGCUCGCAUGCCUGGAAACGCUGUAUGCUCUGGAAGCUCUCGAUACGGACGGAUCACUUACUUCCCCGGUAGGAUACUUUCUCGCGGAAAUGUCCAUACCACCGAUGAUGGCCAAGAUGCUGUAUAAGGCUGGUGAAAUGGGUUGCUCCGAGGAAGUUCUCAUCAUUAUCGCCUUGCUGCAGGUGCAAUCCGUGUUUUCGAAGCCGGCCGGUGGACAGGCUGCCAUAAGGGGACGCAUUGCCAAGCGCAACUUUGAGGUAGCUGAGGGUGAUUUGAUCACACUACUUAACGUGUACUGUGCCUUUGUGGAAGCAGGACGAACGAAAGAAUUUUGUGGUCGCAACUUUCUCAUCUACCGUAACCUUAAGCGGGCACACGAAAUUAAAACCCAGCUGGCGGGAAUGUUGGAACGGGAGCUAAACGUUCCGCUUCGAUCGUGCCAUGGCAAUGUGGAAACGAUUUGCCGGUGCAUCGUGGCAGGCUUUUUCCCGUACGCUGCCUACCUACACCAUUCGGGUGUCUACAGGACGGUACGUGGCAACACCGAACUAAGCAUUCAUCCGCUGUCCGCACUGUACACCGAACAGCAACCACAGUGGGUGGUAUUCUGCGAAUUGAUUCACACAACCAAGCUGUUCAUGAAGGAUAUCACCGUCAUCCAGCAGCAUUGGCUCACCGAAAUAGCGCCACACUACUAUCACAAAGUUACUGUGCGCGAUCAUAUCUAA